Molecule: messenger RNA, 3693 nt
Organism: Poecilia reticulata (guppy)
Lineage: Eukaryota; Metazoa; Chordata; Actinopteri; Cyprinodontiformes; Poeciliidae
Gene: acot7
Product: acyl-CoA thioesterase 7
Biological process (GO): fatty acid catabolic process; acyl-CoA metabolic process
Cellular component (GO): cytosol; cytoplasm
Molecular function (GO): long-chain fatty acyl-CoA hydrolase activity
Source: RefSeq, a predicted model, not a curated record
UAGUCAACAUGAAUUUGGGCAGUUCGGACAAAGGAAACGGCCCGUGAACACUUUGAAUUUACUUUUUACGCUUUGAACCUUGGAAAACAUUAGUCUUUUCUUGAAAGAGGCACGGUGACCACAGCAGCCCUGGGACGCCGCCGGGGGAGUCUGUCUGAUUUCUCAGUAUCACGCAGGAAACCAUGUCGUCGCCGGGGAUGGACGAAGCAUCCUCCCUCCAGUUAUGCAGGCUUAUGCUGCCAGAUGACGCCAAUUUUAUGGGUAACGUUCACGGCGGCAUCAUUCUCAAGAUGAUCGAAGAAGCUGGAAGCAUCAUUGGCACGAGACACUGCAACACACAGAAUGGAGACAGAUGUUUAGCCGCUCUGGUUCGGGUGGAGAAGACGGAGUUUCUGUCGCCUGUAUUCAUCGGCGAGGUGGUCCACGUUAGCGCCGAGAUCACUUACACAUCCAAGCACUCGCUGGAGGUUCAGGUCAAAGUCAUCGCUGAAAACAUCUUGACAGGUGCAAAAAAGCUGGCCAACAAGGCAGCGCUGUGGUACGUCCCCUGUUCUCUGCAGAAUGUUGACAAGGUCAUGGAGGUGCCUCCAAUUAAGUAUGCUAGUCCAGAGAAGGAAGAAGAAGGCAGGAAACGCUACGAAGCACAGAAAAUUGGGAGAAUGGAGACCAAAGCGAGGGUUGAGGAGCCGAUGCCGCUUCGACCAAACCUAGAGGAUGCACCUCAGGAAAGGCACACAGUCGGCUUCAGCCAGUCCAGCCUGAUCCAUUUGGUGGGGUCUUCAGACUGCACAGUAGUGGACUUUGUUUAUGGUGGUGUAGCCAUGAAGCUGAUGGACGAGGUUGCUGGAAUUGUUGCCGCUCGGCACUGCGGCACAAACAUCGUCACUGCUUCUGUGGAUGCCAUCAACUUUCACUGCAAGAUUAGAAAAGGUUGCGUGGUGACGGUGACGGGCCGGCUCACGUUUGUCAGCAACAGGUCCAUGGAAAUAGAAGUGCUGGUGGAUGCCGAUUCGCUGGUAGACAGGCAGACAGGGAAAUAUCGUGCUGUCUCAGCCUUCUUCACCUUCAUCUCGCUUGACAAGGAAAAUAAACCGCUAAAUGUCCCGCCUCUAAAGAUCGAAGGAGACGAUGAGCAGAAACGUUUUGAAGAGGGCAAGUCACGUUACCUCCAGAAUAAAACAAGGAGACUUGCGGAAAAGGAGCGUCAGCAGUGACACUGUGGCUCAACAGAAUCAAAACCCACGCAGUACGCACACGUUACGACGGAGUUGAUGCUUCUCUGUUACUGUAGCCUGUUAAACCGUCUUCUGUGACCCCGUUUUGCAGCAGCGCUACUCACCAAAGUGUUCCCGUAUACAUGUGUGCAAUAUCAAUGUCAAAGUAAUAGUACUUUUUUUUUAAUUUAGGGAGAGUUUUACGACUGUACUGCAUGCAAAAUCUAUUUAUUAUUACUGUUUGCAUUAACUGACAGUGGGAUUGUAGAAAUACUAUGUCGUUUUGCAGGAUCUCUAACUAUACACAUUUGGCUUCGAUGUCAGCCCAAAGUAAUACUGAGAGUGGCAAUGGUGUGGCAAAGGGAAAUGAUGAAUAAGUGAGUGAAUAAAAAAAUUUUAAAAAGCCAAGCGUGAGUCGGGGGCUCUCGCAGCGUGUCCUUGCUUGUUUGAUGAUAAUUAUGUCAUUGUCUUAGGCAUGUCUUGGCAGAGAGGGCACAUGCCAGCCAUCUUUUCAGCACUGUGUCUUUCACAGAGAGUUCAUCGGAGCUCAGGGGUUUUGACUCAUCCAGCAUCUCUUCCCCCACCUCCGUCUUCUUCCUCCUCUGCCUCCUCCUCCUCCUCCUCCGCAUGUCUGUCGCACUCUGACUUCAGCCUGUGUCAUGCCCGCAUCCGUCUCCAUCUCCUCACAACGUCGCCUUCUUGCUCAUUUACUCUAUUUAUCCUUAAGGCUCUUCUUCUAUCCCAUCAUCUGCCCGCCUCACUCUCAGUUUGCACAGAUGAGAUAUGAAGAUUGCUUUCGGCCUUAUAAGAAACAGAAAGUAUUAUUAUUAUAUCGCUUUGUGCAGAAGGUAAGAUCGGGACAAUGAAUUAUUCAAGAGAAGAGUCCAUGUUCAUGUGACUGUGUCAAAACUGAAUUAUCUUUCCAGUGAGAGGACCACAUACAGUCUCCAUUUAAAGAAAAAAUACCCUCUUUCUAUUCUAAGGCUUAUGUGUGAACACUUAUGUUUCUAAAACAAUUUAUAUCAAAUUCGGAUUGUGGAAACCACCCUCAUUAAAUAUUCAACAACAAUGAAGCCAGAAUGGAAAAGCUGUUGUGCAAAACUAUUUACACCCCAAAUUUCAAUUGGUUGUAGAACCAGGAAGUCAUCUUCUCUUACUUUUUCAGUUUCUGUAAAUACUUACAACAAUAUUUAGCAAAAAUUAGAUUCUUGCACUGGUUCAUUUUCCAUAAACUUCAAACUUAAGUGAAGUUAAUAACUGAGUGGAAACAUUUAACACUGACUAAAACAAAGCACAACCUAUUCGCAACCCAGGAAGAUUAUUUUCUUUUGCAUAGUCGUGUAGUUCACGUUAAAGCUAUCGCCAUCAUCUGGUCAGCAAAGAUAUAAGUCUUUUCAGAUUGGACACCCACAAACCACUUAUGUUCUUUAAAAAAAUAGGAGUUGCAAAGUACCUAGAGUUGCUGAGGCCUUAUUUUCUUACACUUUUAUAGAGGAGUUUUGAUCCACUUUUGUUUCCAUCACCCCUCCACCACCAUGCUCUGACAGUUGGCAUAGACUGUACUUCUCUCAGUAACUUCCAAACAGGCCCUACUUGUUAAGUUUGUUUGUUUUUUUUGCCAAACAUUGACUGUAACAUUAGACAUGCUAACUGAGGCAUGUUGAAUCUGAGAUUAAGUUUUUCAAUUUCUCUGAGGUUUGUACUUUGGGAUGAUGUGCUGGACCUUCAACCCUGGCGAAUAAUAUGUCACUGUGUAAUGGUGGACUUCAGAUUUUUACAAUGCUUUCUAAAUCAAAGGUCAGUUGCAUCGCUUUAGGUCAUUGCUGAUGUCUUUCUGUAUUGGCAUUGUGUUAGCUUACACCUGUAUGCACCGGAGCAGCAAAUUGACCAAACUUUUGCUUUUAUAGAGGUGGUAACAUUUCGUGACGUUCAGUUAAUCAGGCAUAAUUAACCAGCAGUACCUACCUGCUGCUUACCUUAUUAAGUUGUAUAGGAUUAGCAACAGAGUACUUAGUUUUUCACACACAGCUUUUACCUUUUGGGUUCAUUUUUGUUCAAUAAUUAAUGUGUUGAAUCUGUUGAGAGAUUUGUACUCCAAAGGUUACCUCUACAAAACAAAACAAAAUGUAGAGGCUCAAACAGCACACCAUAUCAUUACUAGCGCAUUCAACAGGUAAGGCUAUUAUUGAAAAGCUUGUUUAUUUCAAUAACUUAAAAAAAGAAACAUAUUUAGAUUAAUUACACAUAGGUGGAUCUUCUGUUAAUGAGGUUCAUUUUCCACUUACAGCUAAUAAAAAAUGAUGUAAAAUUUAAAUAUUGCAUCAGACCAAUAAAACACCUUAAAAAAAAACAAGUACAAAUGUAGGCUUAAUAAAAUGUUUUUUUUUUUAAAGUGUACAGACAAAUGAGACUCAUUGGGAUGCAUAUUCUAAAUGGUUGAAUAUAUAAAUAUUCUGACGUAUAAAACCAUAAAAUUGAA